AUGAGAGCAGCGAUUUCCAUCUUUGGAUUUCUGGCCUUCCCCAGCGCGUACGCGCAGUGGGAUCCGUCGCGCUACCUCUACUUCACCAGCGCAGGUAACGGUAUCAGUUCCUCGCUCCCUUUGGGCAAUGGCCGCCUAGGCGCCGCCGUCUACGGGUCUGCCACUGAAAAGGUUACGCUGAACGAGAACUCGGUCUGGAGCGGCCCAUGGCAGGAUCGCGGAAAUCCAAAAUCCAAAGGUGCCCUUGCUUCCAUCAGGCAGAAGCUGCUAAAUGGGGACCUGUCUGAUGCGGGAGCGUUGGCGCUGGACUCCAUGAGUGGGAAUCCGACGAGCCCGAAACAGUAUCAUCCGACAGCGGAUCUGGGCAUCGAUUUUGGGCAUGGGAGCUCGCAAUUGAGCAGUUAUACCAGGGUUCUGGAUACGUUACAUGGGACAGGUUGGGUCACGUAUACGGCUGGUGGAGUCAACUAUACACGAGAGUACGUUGCAAGUUAUCCUGCUGGAGUUCUUGCAUUCAGAAUCACCUCCCGCCCAGCAGGGAGGUUGAAUGCAACAAUAUCUCUAACGCGCGCCCAAGGCGUUCAGUCUCAGUCAGCGUCAACUUCGGGAGGCAACUCGAUUACGCUGAAGGUGAACAAAGACAGUCUUCCGUUUACUGCCGAAGCGAGAGUCGUAAAUGAUGGCGGAGCCGUCCGUGUGGCAUCAGACGGAAAGAGCCUCUCAGUGAGCGGCGCCACAACGAUUGACAUCUUCUUCGACGCGGAAACUUCGUACAGGUACUCGAGCCAGAGCGCUUGGGAGGCCGAGCUGAAGAAGAAGCUCGACAACGCAGUCAAAGCGGGAUAUGAGGCCGUUCGAGCCGCUGCAGUCGCAGACGCCUCAGAAAUUCUCGGCCGCGUGGAUCUUGACCUGGGUUCAUCCGGCGCCGCAGGAAAUCAACCCGUCCCAACCCGGCUCUCCAACUACAAGAAGAGUCCAAACGCAGAUCCCGAGCUCGCGACACUGUACUUCAACUAUGGCCGCCAUCUACUACUCGCAUCCUCGCGGGACACAGGCGAGCGCUCACUCCCAGCGAACCUUCAGGGUAUAUGGAACGACCAGUACAGCCCGCCGUGGCAGAGUAAAUAUACCAUCAACAUCAACUUGGAGAUGAACUACUGGCCUGCGCUGACAACCAAUCUGGCGGAAACGAAUAAGGCACUUUUCGACUUGAUAGACCUCGCCAGGUCCCGUGGUGCAGCCAUGGCUACGAAAAUGUACGGCUGCAACAGCGGGUUUGUUUUGCAUCAUAAUAUCGACUUGCAUGGAGAUGCCGCGCCCGUCGAUAAGGGAACGCCCUAUACAAUCUGGCCCCUCGGUGGGGCAUGGCUAUCGAUGCAUCUCAUGGAACACUUCCGAUAUACGCAGGAUAAGGCAUUCCUGCGGGAUCGCGCAUGGCCAGUCCUCAAACAGGCGGCCGAGUUCUUCUACUGCUUUCUCUUCAUGGACGGCGCGUACUACGUGACUGGCCCGUCAAGCUCACCUGAGAACACCUAUAUCGUCCCGUCCAACCAGCAGACGGCGGGUCGAUCGGAGGGUAUUGACAUUGCGCCGGCAAUGGAUAACCAGCUGCUCUGGGAACUAUUCACCAACAUCAUCGACGCCGCAAAGGUACUCGGCAUAACGGGCACCGAUCUGACGAACGCGGAGAAGUACCUCUCCAAGAUCAAGCCCCCACAGGUUGGCUCGAAAGGACAGAUUCUCGAAUGGCGGAGUGAGUAUAAGGAAGGCGAGCCGGCACAUCGGCACAUGAGCCCCCUCUUCGGCUUAUUUCCAGGUUCACAGAUGACACCACUCAAGUCCAAAACCUGGGCUGAUGCAUCCAAAGUCCUUGUCGACGGGCGGAUGCGUGCUGGCUCAGGCAGCACGGGCUGGUCACGCGUUUGGGUGAUCAACCUCUACGCUCGACUGUUCCAGGGCGCAACUGCGUGGUCCAAUACCGUGACCUUUCUGCAAACGUACCCUCUUGAUAACCUCUUCAACUCGGGCGAGAAUCGCUGGUUCCAAAUCGACGGAAAUUUCGGCUUCACGUCCGGAAUUGCCGAGAUGUUGUUGCAGAGCCACGCGGUUGUGCAUCUACUGCCUGCGCUGCCGGCGUCGGCGGUGCCCAAAGGCAGUGUGAAGGGGCUUGUUGCGAGGGGGAACUUUGUCGUAGAUAUUGAGUGGAGUGGCGGGUUGAUGACAAGGUCUACAGUGACGUCGAGGAGUGGAGGGCAGUUGGCAUUGAGGGUUGAGAGCGGGGCGGAGUUUCUGGUCGAUGGGAAGGCGUAUACGGCGCCGAUCAAUACGACUGUCGGGGCAAAAUAUGUCAUUACCAGGAAAUGA
This is a messenger RNA of Westerdykella ornata, 2364 nucleotides long. RefSeq lists its product as uncharacterized. Gene Ontology annotation, molecular function: alpha-L-fucosidase activity. Lineage: Eukaryota; Fungi; Ascomycota; Dothideomycetes; Pleosporales; Sporormiaceae. The record is from RefSeq and is a predicted model, not a curated record. The coding region runs from base 1 to 2364 and encodes 787 amino acids. The transcript is spliced from 3 exons. Gene Ontology annotation, biological process: carbohydrate metabolic process.